Messenger RNA from Nylanderia fulva, 558 nucleotides. The record is from RefSeq and is a predicted model, not a curated record. Lineage: Eukaryota; Metazoa; Arthropoda; Insecta; Hymenoptera; Formicidae.
AAAUCUAUUGAUAGCGAUAUAGAAAAUUUUGGUGAAUGCAAAAAACUAGUUUUUGUAAAACUAAAUAAAGUUUUAUAUAAACUUAAUAGUAUUGAAAAUAAAAUCGACAUGCUAGAUGAGAAAAUGCAACGUUCUAAUUAUUCCAGCCAAGAAGAGAUUGUUAUACAACUGCCUAUAACAACAUUUGAAGAAUUAACAACUUUUGAAGAAGAAUUAAAAGAUGUUAAUUUCAAAGAUAAAGCGAUUAAUACGUUUCAACUUGUGGGUGGAAGUACAGCACACAUAAUGAUACGUAACAUUUUAAAAAAAGCUGUGACAAAUAAUUUGGCACAGCAUUUUAGCUGGGCUGGAAAAAAAGCUAAAAAAAGCUUUCAAGAUUUAGGACUUGCAAGAAUAAUUAUACAAGCUAUUCGUACAACACAUAAACAUAUAAGUGACACCGAAAUUGGCGCAACUAUUGCCAAGUGGCUAGCCCAAGCUGCUGUUCGAAUUGAGAGAGCAAAAUCCUUAACAGGAAAGGAAAUCAGCCUCGUUAAGUUUAUAAUAUUUAUAAUGCUC